Calidris pugnax (ruff) is the source of this 1443-nucleotide messenger RNA. It is a transcript of the gene PLEKHG3, whose product is annotated as pleckstrin homology and RhoGEF domain containing G3. The transcript is spliced from 13 exons. The record is from RefSeq and is a predicted model, not a curated record. Gene Ontology annotation, molecular function: guanyl-nucleotide exchange factor activity. NCBI's taxonomy places the organism in Eukaryota, Metazoa, Chordata, Aves, Charadriiformes, Scolopacidae. Bases 1 to 1443 code for a protein of 480 amino acids.
AUGCCGGUGCCCGCCUGCCUGAGCCUGGUGCCGGAGCCGGGCCGUGCCAUGGAGGAGCCGGCUGACGGCGGCGGGGCCGAGCCCUGGGCCGAGGGCUCGGUGGCGGCGCUGGCAGAGUGCAUGAGGAGCAAGGCCCAGGCUCGGUUCCUGCGCGAGUGCCAGGAGCGGCUGCGCCACGCGCUGCCCCUCGGUGCCUACCUGCUCAAACCCGUCCAGAGGAUCCUCAAGUACCACCUCCUGCUCCAGACCCACUCCGUGCCCCACGGCUCGGUGGCGGCGCUGGCAGAGUGCAUGAGGAGCAAGGCCCAGGCUCGGUUCCUGCGCGAGUGCCAGGAGCGGCUGCGCCACGCGCUGCCCCUCGGUGCCUACCUGCUCAAACCCGUCCAGAGGAUCCUCAAGUACCACCUCCUGCUCCAGGAGAUCGCCAAGCACUUUGAGCACAAGUCGGGGGAGGACUACGAGGUGGUGCUGGAGGCCAUCGACACCAUGACCUGCGUGGCCUGGUACAUCAACGACAUGAAGCGCAAGCACGAGCACGCCAUCCGCCAGCAGGAGAUCCAGUCGCUGCUGCUGGGGUGGAAGGGCCCAGACCUGACCAGCUACGGGGAGCUGGUGCUGGAGGGCACCUUCCGGGUGCAGCGGGUGCGCCACGAGCGCGCCGUCUUCCUCUUCGACAAGACCCUCCUCAUCACCAAGCGCCGCGGCGACCACUACGUCUACAAGAGCCACAUCCCGUGCUCCUCCCUCAUGCUGAUCGAGAGCACGCGGGACUCGCUCUGCUUCAGCCUGGCCCACUACAAGCACGGCAAGCAGCAGCACAACCUGCAGGCCAAGAGCGUGGAGGAGAAGCGCGUGUGGACCCACCACAUCAAGCGGCUGAUCCUGGAGAACCACCACGCCAUCAUCCCCCAAAAGGCCAAGGAAGCCAUCCUGGAGAUGGACUUGUUCUACCCCCCUCGCCUGCCCCACUGCAGCCCUGAGCGCCUGAAGAAGAGCUGGUCCUGCCAACCCUUGGGUGACAACGCCGCCGAGCCGCGCCAGUGCCGCCGGCAGUCCGAGCCCUUCCAGCCCCGGGACCGUGCCGAGACGCUGCCGGACCGGCUGCACGGGCACACGGGGCGCAGGCAGUCGGGCUGGGGGGCACCCACCACCGACGCCAGAGGGACCCAAGCGGCCGAGCAGCUGGGGGCCAGGGAGCUGCGAGAAGGUCAGCUGCCGGCCCCCCCCGAGCCCCCCAGCUACGUGCAGAUCCGUUCGCCCACCACCCGGGAGAAGAUCUGCUUGAAGGCGGUGGUGGAGCGGUGCAAGGCCUACCAGGCCUCCGAGGAGUACCGCAGGAGGUGCCCCGAGCCCCCCGACACCCCCGAGGCCCCUGAACCCCCCCGCCACGGCCUCGUCAGGGACCUGCGGCAGAAAUUUCAGACCCUCGACGCCGCCAGCUAG